AAGACUGAACUUUGCUUUGCUACCAAGUGGAAGCAACGCAGAAAAUUUCGAUUUUUAUCCGUGGGAACUACUGUGGGCUCAUUCUGCUGUGUGAAUGCUGCUCCUAUGGUCAUCACUGACAUCACGAUACGCUGCGUUGAGCUGACUGGAGAUCAGUGACGGGGAACCGCUCAGACCGUAGAGCUCAUUUUCUCCUCAUUUAUCGGCUUGUGCGUUUGGACGAACGAAGCAGUGUGUCUCACCUCACAGCAACAUUGAGAGGGGCAGUGAAGGGAGCUUAACUAAGAAAAAAGAUACAACUCACCAUUUUGAGGAGAGAUUAAAGGCAGCUUCGUCUUUCUUGUUUUCUGGGUCGUUCGCGUGAGUGCCGUGGACCACCUUAAGUUACUCUUUAAUUUUGAAUUUGUUCUUCGUGACUACAUGUCUUACUGGAUUUCCUUCCCUAUCAUGAAUUCGCUGCGGAAUGUCACAUAAGGUCUGUAUUGAGUAAUAAACAAUUAUUUAUCCGUAGGUUCUUUUUAGACUUAAUUAAACGCCGUGAAGGAAUAUGGCAAAAAAUGUUUUAGACAGUGCGAAGGAUGAUUUAAGUAAAAUCUCAGAUGAGGAACUCCUCAGAUGCAGCAAAGAUGAAUUGGUUCGAAGACUCAGAAAAGUGGAUAAUGAAAAGAUGAACUUAAUGGUGGAACAUGGGAACAUGAUGAAAGACAUCAAUCGGAGGCUGCAAGUUCAUCUUCACGAGAUCAGGAGCUUAAAAGAAAUCAACCAGAAACUACAGGAUGACAACCAUGAACUCAGAGAACUGUGCUGUUUCUUGGACGAUGAUCGGCAAAAGGGCAAAAAGCUGUCCCGGGAGUGGCAACGCUUUGGCAGGUACACAGCCAGCGUGAUGUGGAAGGAGGUAGGUAUUUACCAACAGAAACUGAAGGAACUAGAAGUCAGCCAAGAGGCGAUGCUGCGUGAAAAUGUAGAGUUGAAAGAGAUAAUUCUCAUGCUGGACGAGGAGAGGAAUGGUGCGGGUUCUAGAAGCUCCAUAGACAGUCAGUCCAGUUUGACCAAUUUGAACGGUGGCUCGAGUACUGUACGGGAUGUUGGGGAUGGCAGCAGCACCUCCAGCACUGGCAGCGCUGGCAGUCCCGAUCACCAUCACAGUCAUAUACAUAAGUCUGCGGAGAGCAAUAUAACGUCCAUAAGGAGGUCCAUGGACGACCUCUCCACCAACCAUCACCACAGAAGCAUACCGAAUGGAUUGAACGAUUCAUCCUCAAACUAUAUCCGCCAACUGGAAUCCAAGGUCCGGAUCUUGGAGGAUGAUAACAACAAGCUUUUGUCUCAGAAAGGGAAUGUUGGAGACCAGAAGACGCUACGGAAGGGGCUUUCUCUAUACCACUCAGAAUCCCAGCUGUCUUCUCUCAGCCAGUACCAGGAUGCCUUGCAGAACGGCUCUGCACGCAUGUCCUCAGUAGACCUGUCAUCCUCUUACAUGCCCUCAGCCCAGAAACCUGAGGCAGUGGUUCAUGCCAUGAAGGUGCUGGAAGUCCAUGAGAACCUGGACAGGCAAAUACCCGAGGAUUAUGAGGAGGACCUCAGUGAGAAAGAGAAGGCCAUUGUCAGGGAGAUGUGUAAUGUGGUGUGGCGUAAACUGGGAGAUGCAGCGGGCUCCAAGCCAUCCAUCCGGCAACAUCUUUCUGGGAAUCAGUUCAAAGGCCCUUUGUAGCUCCAGCAUGUAUGACCACCGGCGCACAGGACAAACUGGGACUGUGGCAUUAAUUUGGGACAAGAACUCUCGACACUGUGUAACCUGGAUUAGACUCACAAUCAAAAAAAAAAAAAAAGAAAAAGAAAAAAAAAAAAAAAAGAAAAAACUGUUUGCUGUAUUGACUGCCACCCCAGUUCCUAAAACCCACCUUCACUCUCCUGGACUUUUUAAAGCUAUAAAAUGGUGGAUGGGUGAACCUAGUGAUAUAGUGGGCUCUCUUUUUGCCUAAGCCAGUUUGAAGUUAUUUAACUGUAUACCUGUGAAGUAUUAAAGACAGGCAGCUGGUUAGCAUAUUUGCAUUCCAGAUUUUGAAUUUUGAUGAUGAAACACACUUUUUUUUUCUUUUUUCAUUUUAAUUAAGACUGGAAUCCAGAAAACCAUGAUAGAUGAAAAUGGCACCACGUUCUGGAAACUUCUCACUUUAUUUUCUAGAGUUGCCAAGUCCUGUGAAUGUGUGAAUUUAAACUGAUCACUGAUUCAUGCCCUGUGCUAGAAGUUUAAUAUUUAAUUUUACUCAGUGUUUCAUAGGCUGAAGCUUUGUUCUUAAAGAAAAUUAAUCACAUCUUUUCCCUGAGUAUCAUUAUUACAAAAUGUAACAAAAUACAUUAAGCUACAUACAAUACGAGUCAGUGUUAGUCAGAAAUCAUCUUUGCAUCCUUAUCAUUUCACAUCUGUAUAAAUUAAUCAUGUGAUGCUACCAAGUUAGCCACUUUGUUGCACGUACAGCUCCAACAUGAAGAAAACAUCUGGUUUAAACAUCGAAUACAUUCAAAAUGACUUGGCCAAACACUUAUUACAUAUAUUUCAAUCUGUAUUGGAAUAUAAAUUGUAUGUUAGUUUCUCCUUGUUUUUGAAGCUAAACUAAAAAUUCCUUUAAUUCACCAUCAAAUCAUUAUUUUUCUAAUUUGACAAUCAUAAUAAGCUCUGUAGGGCCUGAUACUGUCACUUGCAUUUAUCUGUCUGUAGUCUUCAAAUAAAAGCAUAGACUCUUCGCUAAGGCCCAUUUGUAGGAGUCCUGUAUGCUGUAUGAGGUCUUGUAACUGCUCUAAAACAUUGUGUAGUUCUAGCUACGCAACAUCUCUUUGUUAAGUGCUGUAAUGAAAUUGGCCUUAAAUGAACUAGCAGCUGCUUAAAUCUCUAUGUAAUAUCCAGGCUAAAUUCUCGGUAUUCAGAAUUGAAGCUGCUGGGGUCUUCAAGCUAAGUCCUAAAUUCUGUGUUUUUGAGGUAUGUUAAGCCAAAAUCUGUCUACACUAUAUGGGGUUAACAAGCUAAGUCUAAGCCAUAUGAGUGCUGUCAAUGCUGUUUGCAGUCUCAUAGCUUUACACAGUUUAUAGUGUUAGGUGUUUUAGCUGAGUUCGAUCAGUGUUCUUAGACUCCAAUACUGCUAGACUAGGUUUGAGCUUUCUGUGAUGAAUGUUGUCAAUAUUUUCUGAGGUCACUUAGCCUUGGUUCUUUGUAAACUUUAAAAGACCUUAGGGCUAAUUUUGUGUAUGUAGGUUAGGAGACAUCUGGGCUAAGUCACUUAACAGUAUGUAUGAGAUCUCUGAAAAUGAGUCUUAUGUUUUCUUAAAUCUCUAGCUGAGUGAGCAUGCAGUACAUCUUUGCUGAGUCCUGUGUAUACUGAUAAAGGUCCCUUAGCAAAGUACUGAAUAUGCAAAAAUGAAGACUGCUUCAAAAGAUAUUUGCUGCAUUCACCCAUAACAGAGUUAUAAAUCCUGAUUGAAUCCUGAUUUUUGGUUAAGCCAUAUUUUUUAAUUUACUUUGGUAAAAAUUAAAACUGAUGAGCUCAGCAUUCUGAAAAGCCAGCGUGAUCUUAAAUGUUUAAUUUGUUUCAUCUUUUGACGGGCAUUUUAGUCCAUAUUGUUUGAUAAAAUGAUGUGUCUAUGAAAGCACCACAUUAGUACUGAACGUAAGUCAUAUCGAUUUCGGGAGGAUAAGUUUGUGUUGAAUCUAGAUGCAGCAGGUGGCUUUGAGCAGUUUGCGUGUGUGCAUUUUACUCUAAUGUUGAUGUCUGAGAUAUCUAUGAACAAAAUGAGCAGCAAUCAUUUGAAAGAUGUAUGAGAAAACAAUUUAUAUUUGAUAUUUCUAUGAAAAGGUUUUUUGAACUGAAGCCACAAUAUGUGUAUAUUAUUAUAAGUACAGUAUACACUACAUAUGUUUGGCUGUCUGUGUGAACACACUAUAACACAAUUAAUGGGUGUCAAAGUGCACAUAUUCAUUCUUGAACUAUUUUGAAAAAAGAAAGUGACCUUUAUAAGUGGAUAGUCUACACAACUACUGACCUUUUGUAUUUGUUAAUUUGAAAGCACAAAAGCGAUUAUGAAUAUUAUUAUUUUCCUAAUGUUUCAUUCAGAUGCACUGCUUCUUUUGUGAAUAAGGAUUUAAUGUUACAGCAAGUGAUGAAAUUCAAUGUUCUCUCUCUCUCUUUCUCUCUCUCUCU
This is a messenger RNA of Chanos chanos (milkfish), 4196 nucleotides long. It is a transcript of the gene ccdc85ca, whose product is annotated as coiled-coil domain containing 85C, a. The transcript has 6 exons. Lineage: Eukaryota; Metazoa; Chordata; Actinopteri; Gonorynchiformes; Chanidae. The record is from RefSeq and is a predicted model, not a curated record. Gene Ontology annotation, cellular component: apical junction complex. Bases 548 to 1714 code for a protein of 388 amino acids.